This is a messenger RNA of Saccoglossus kowalevskii, 651 nucleotides long. RefSeq names its product MOB kinase activator 1B. Lineage: Eukaryota; Metazoa; Hemichordata; Enteropneusta; Harrimaniidae. The record is from RefSeq and is a predicted model, not a curated record.
AUGCAUGUAUUAUUUUCUAGUUCAACUCGAUCUGCAAGGACUUUCAAACCAAAGAAGCACAUUCCUGAAGGAACUCACCAAUAUGAUUUAAUGAAACAUGCUGAAGCUACACUCGGAAGUGGGAAUCUUCGACAAGCUGUCGUACUGCCAGAAGGAGAGGACCUCAAUGAAUGGAUAGCUGUGAAUACUGUAGAUUUCUUCAACCAGAUAAAUAUGUUAUAUGGUACAAUAACAGAAUUCUGUAUGCCAGAAACGUGUCCAGUUAUGUCUGCUGGACCAAAAUAUGAAUACCAUUGGGCAGAUGGAACGACCGUGAAGAAACCAAUCAAGUGCUCUGCUCCUAAGUAUAUAGACUAUUUAAUGACGUGGGUUCAAGACCAGUUAGAUGAUGAGAUGUUAUUCCCAUCUAAAAUAGGUGUUCCGUUCCCGAAGAAUUUCUUAUCAGUUGCAAAAAUCAUCCUCAAAAGAUUAUUCCGUGUGUACGCUCACAUUUACCAUCAACAUUUCAAGGAAGUUAUCAAUUUACAAGAAGAAGCCCAUCUCAAUACGUCUUUCAAACAUUUUGUUUUCUUCGUUCAAGAAUUCCAGCUGAUUGAUAGGAGGGAGCUUGCGCCACUUCAGGAGCUUAUUGAUCGACUGACAAACAAGUAG